Molecule: messenger RNA, 1788 nt
Organism: Fusarium poae
Lineage: Eukaryota; Fungi; Ascomycota; Sordariomycetes; Hypocreales; Nectriaceae
Exons: 5
Coding region: 1-1788 (595 amino acids)
Molecular function (GO): N,N-dimethylaniline monooxygenase activity; flavin adenine dinucleotide binding; NADP binding
Source: RefSeq, a predicted model, not a curated record
AUGAGAGUCGCAGUAAUCGGCGGAGGCCCAUCAGGCCUGGUAACGUUAAAAUACCUCUUACAGGCUCAUCUGAGUCUAGGCUGUGAUCCGAUUGAGGCGAGACUAUUUGAGCUUGAUGACACUAUUGGUGGUGCGUUUGCCACAAGAGUCUACGAAGAUGCCGAGCUUGUGUCUUCGAAACAGUUGACAACAUUUUCUGACUUUCGGUGCCGCAAAGAGAAGGACUUCCUCAGUGCCACUGACUAUCUACAAUAUCUCAAGGAUUACUGUUCUCACUUCGAUCUUUGGCCUCAUAUCAACCUUGGAGUGGAGGUCCUACGUGUAACAUCACCUUCUUCAAGCGUCUAUACGCUAUUCUGUGCAGGGAAAGAUGACAAACUCUUUACAUGGGAUUGUGAUGCUGUCGCAGUGUGCUCUGGACUGCAUAGGGAGCCAAAUCUCCCUCUCAUCCCAGGUCUUCACCAUGUUCCUGAAGUCAUCCAUUCCUCUAACUUCAAAACGAAGAGCCAGUUUGGGACUAACAAGACCGUCAUGAUCAUCGGAUCUGGUGAAACUGGGGCUGAUAUGGCUUAUCUCGCUGUCAACUCCCCAACCAAGCAGGUUCUCAUGUGUCAUAAGGAUGGCUUUCACUUUGCACCCAAGCGAAAUCCCGGUCCGGUUCUGUUCCCCAUAUUCGGUAGGAAACCUGAUCCCGAUGAACCAGGUAUUCCCAUUGACGUAAGCCGAGCAAAUCUAUUCGACACAACGUAUGUCCAUCCCGUGCUCCGCAAUAGCAUGAUACUAUGGGACUAUUACAAUUAUUACAUCAAGUCACUGCUAUGGAUUUGCUCCGGUACAACGUUUGGUAUGGACCAGUGGAUUGGGGAGAUCAGCAAGACCCGUCAUCAUCCCUCGAAGAUCUUCUUCAACAAGUCGAUGAAAGUGUGUCCUUACCUGAGUCUGCCAUAUCGUCCCAAACAACCAGGUCCCAAGCUAUGGCUCUACGCUCUGCGAUCAGCAAUCGUGCAGACACCAAUCCCUGACACAAAUGGAAGACAGGUGGAUCUUGCACCGCUACCCAGAAGUAUCAAUGAAGACGGGAUAGUUGAGUUUUUUGACAAUGGAAAACCCGAGUAUGAGCGGCUCAAGUGUCAAGUCAUUCAACCUGAUAUGAUUGUUCUUUGUACCGGAUACAAACAAACAUUUCCUUUUCUUCGAGAGCUACUAGGCGAACAUAAACACCCUUCUUCAUUUUUACGUGGGAUCUGGGAGGAAAGUCGACCUGAAAUUGGUUUUAUAGGUUUCAUGAGACCAUCCCUGGGCGCCAUCCCGCCCUUGGCAGAGAUGCAGGCGCAGCUGUGGGUGCUGAAUCUUGUGUCACCUCACAGAGUUGGUCAGCUAAGGGCAGAAGAUGAGAAACAUUAUAGGCUGCACACAAAGUCAACUGACCGUGUUACGUAUGGGGUCGAUCAUGAGAGCUAUGCCUAUCAGCUGGCCUUGGACAUGAACUCUGCACCUGGAUUUACAGAUAUUCUACAGAGAGCUUCGAUCACCAACCUUAGCACAACAUUCCGCCUUGUGGUUAUCUGGGUAUUCGGCGCCCAUUUCAAUACCAAGUUCCGCCUCAUUGGACCGUGGGCGUGGGAAGGAGCAGAAGAACUGUUGGUAUCGAACGAGUUUUGGCAGACCAUAACAAGACGGCCGACAUUAUUUGGGCAUGUUCUUGUCUCGUUGGUACCAAUGGCAAUUUUUGGUCCUCUUAGCAUGCUUUACUACAUGUUCUAUUCUGUGCUUGGACUCCUCAAUUAA